Messenger RNA from Suillus subaureus, 1133 nucleotides. RefSeq names its product kinase-like domain-containing protein. Bases 45 to 1133 code for a protein of 362 amino acids. Gene Ontology annotation, biological process: protein phosphorylation; spliceosomal complex assembly; regulation of mRNA processing. NCBI's taxonomy places the organism in Eukaryota, Fungi, Basidiomycota, Agaricomycetes, Boletales, Suillaceae. Gene Ontology annotation, molecular function: protein kinase activity; ATP binding. The record is from RefSeq and is a predicted model, not a curated record. The transcript has 7 exons.
AUGUUUGACCAGAUGUCUCCCAGACCAUUGAUGCUGAUGGAAAAAUGAAAUUUCGUGUAGGCUCUCAGACAUUUACUGAGGAGCCACUUGGGUUGCCGGCUCAGGAUGGUUUUGGCUGGCCACAGCUUGAGUUUAAUGAAGCAAUUGGCCCCAACAACCGCUACAUCAUUUGCAGAAAACUAGGGUGGGGCACAACUUCAAGUGUUUGGCUUGCCCAUGACACAGUAAACAAUUCAUAUGUUGCUAUCAAGAUACUUAUUGGCAGACUAACCAAUCUGUUUCAACAAAACCACCUUCCAGAGUGGAUGAUUCUCAAGCAGGUUUCAUCCCUGCCAAACCCACACUGUCUUCAACUCCUAUCUGACUUUGUAAUCCCUGGAAAAGGCAGUGCAGGGGAACAUCUCUGCUUUGUUACCCAGGUCCUAGGUGGAGAUGUAAGCAAAUUGGAUGAAACUUGUGGCCCAAUCUUCCCUCUUCCCCUUGCUAAACACAUUCUUCUACACAUCCUCCAUGGAAUUGCCCAUGCACACAGCUGUGGCAUAGUCCACACUGAUCUACACCUCUCCAACAUCUUCUUCAAUGCUUGCAUGUCUACUGCUGACUUGGACAAGUUACUCAAGUCCAAUCCAUCUUCUGCAGUGUCACAGCCACUUCCAGUACCUACUCUAGAGGAGGCCAUGCAGAGGACAUUCAUACUUGCAGACUUUGGCACCCAGCCUAUUGCCAACCACAUCACUGAUGAGAUCACUGUACCUGAUCUUUGUUCACCUGAAGUAGAUAUAUGGACAUUUGGAUGUCUGUUAGAGCCACUACCAGAACUUAACCUUGAUCCAACAACUUCUCAGCUAUGUCAGAUGAUGAUUUACACAGAGGAAGACUUCAGCCCAGAGCAACUUAAUGCUGGUCAACGAUCUGCCCAGUUCUUUAAAGCAGACUGUAACCUUAUAGCAGAGGUACCAAUCCCAGUUUUUCCAAUUGAGAGGGCCAUUAGAUGUUACCAUGUCAUAGGGAAGGAAGAAGUGGUACCCAUGGCUACACUGAUGUGGAGGUGCUUGCAUCUGGAUCCUGCCAACAGGGCUAGUGCUGCUGAACUGCUCAGUGAUCCAUGGUUCAAAGAUGUUGACCCUAUCUAG